This is a messenger RNA of Mya arenaria, 3466 nucleotides long. RefSeq lists its product as uncharacterized. The record is from RefSeq and is a predicted model, not a curated record. Gene Ontology annotation, biological process: negative regulation of apoptotic process; regulation of cell cycle; positive regulation of protein ubiquitination. The transcript has 10 exons. Gene Ontology annotation, cellular component: nucleus; cytoplasm. NCBI's taxonomy places the organism in Eukaryota, Metazoa, Mollusca, Bivalvia, Myida, Myidae. Gene Ontology annotation, molecular function: cysteine-type endopeptidase inhibitor activity involved in apoptotic process; ubiquitin protein ligase activity. The coding region runs from base 163 to 2937 and encodes 924 amino acids.
UACGUGCAAUACAAAUGCAUAUUGAAUAGGAGACAAUGUUUAACAAAAUACAAUGUAUUUGGACUUGUGGACGAGUGCACAGAGUCUUGGUUCAGCCGAACAACAACUUCGUCAGCGGAGGAAAUCAGGAGAAGAAAAGAAGCUGCCACCCAAACUAGGCACAUGGAAUAUUUAGACGUUCUAAAGUUCGACACUGUCAUGAAAGCAAUGAGGGGAUUAUGUCUGGUAAAAAUGCUGAAGGCAAGCAACUUACUUCGUGAAUGUAAAAUCGAAAAACUUGUGUUCUUCUUUUUAAGUAUCUUUAUAGAUGAUGAUGCGUUAUGUCCGUUAACACCAAUGCAUGUCAAUUGCAAACGGACACAGGCACAAGAAAAAGUAUCCAUUGAUUUGAAAAUGAACAUUAUAUCUGUUAUCGAAAACGCUUUGAAACAAUAUAAGCGUGCACUAGAUUUAUACGUUUAUUGUUUCAGCAUUGUAAACUGUUUUAAAGAGUCUUUAAUUGAACAUUUUAGAACUCUCAGCAUUUCUCGACUUAAAUUUGAUCGUGUUUUUCUAAGAAGAAACUAUUUGAAUGUCACCCAAAUCAGGCUGACAAAUGGGGCUUCUGAAUCGUGUCGGAUUCAUUUGAUAUCAUUGAGAAAUUAUGAAAAUUACAUUUUAGUUUCAUCUUUCAAACAACUACAGCGUUCGCCUGCCAUUAAAAGAACUUCAACAACAACACAGCUGAUAGAUAUAGUGUCACCAUUCUACAUAAUUUUCCAUCCAGCUUAUAACUAUGUGUAUAUGGUCAUAUCCGAUAUCUACCUACUGUGUAUAUGUGCUACUUACAUUCACAAUGAUUUGAAAAUGUGUGCAUAUUAUGUGUUAUUGUGUCAUCAUAUUGUAUUAUGUAGUCUAAUGCGAAGUUAUUAUGUAAUAAUGGAAUCGAGGAUAAAAUACACUUUGAGAAACAAUGAUAUAUCGACAUAUUCAGUGUCAAGUCUGCGGAGGAAGAUAUGGCUUCCACUUGAACAAUUGCAAUACAACCGAACGUACACAAUAUUUCCAGCAUUUGCACCCAUGAUGUCAAUAGUUGACAGACUCGCAAAAAGGGAAAAGGUCCAUCCAAAAGAGAGUAUGCGAUACGAAAUGAUGCGAUUUCUUACUUUGCGUUCAUACCCAAGCGAUGGCAAACCGUCAGUACUCAAAUUCGCGAAAGCAGGUUUCUACUAUGCUGCAAACAAAGACGAAGUAAUAUGCUAUUGUUGCGCUAAACGCAUUUCGAACUGGAAACCUGACGAUGACCCAUAUCAGGCUCACAAAAGAAUUACACCGAAUUGCAGCUUCAUUGUGAACAAUGGAGAGGUAAACGUCCCUGUCUCAAGCGAUACGGGCUCGUAUUCAAACGAUGUUCUACAGAAAAUCAUCACCGACCUAGAUAAGAAUAACAAUGUUUGGAGAUUCGAUCCUGAAAACUCUGGAAGUGAAAGGGAAAACGAUAUUGAAACUGAUGACGACGAAGUAAACGAGGACCAAAACAAUGGGACAUCGUUAGUAUCUCAGAACUACAUAAAAACAACACCAGAACGGAACUACAAUGUGAUAGAUACUGUAACCCGGUCUAAGGACAGUGGUUAUGUCAGUCUACCUACAGAUCCUACAAAUACAUCUGUAAGUCUUGAUGAGGAUUGUUUCAGGCCGGAACCACAGGGCGUAUUUGCAUCAAUGGCUCCCAUAUCAGAGUAUAGAAGAUUAGACCCAACUUCUCAAACUGGAAUUGUUCUACCACUAAAGGACUUGCAUACUCAAAUCAAAACCAUCCAUACUACUGCCUACCAACCAACACAAGACGACCCACCACGACAGAGAAAAUCAAAUAGGAUAUCACGGAGACGAACACGACGUCAACGUCAAUCUUCAACACCAUCUGAUCCCUCUGGAAUGGCAAUACGUACUGAAACAUCUGGCAGAACUUCUUCCUCGCAUCAGCAGAGUUCUGUACCUGCAAAUACAGCCACAAACAAAACUGCGCAACAUCUGAAAAUCCCAAAGCAUCCCAACUUUUCGACAAUUUCUUCAAGAAUAGCGAGUUUCAAUCAGUGCCCAGAACUCCAUGUCAUGCCAAGAACCCUAGCAGAAGCUGGCUUUUAUUACGCCGGGAUCGGGGAUUGUACAAGAUGUUUUUGGUGCGGCAUAGGUCUCCGGCAUUGGUCACGCGAAGACGACCCAUGGACCGAACAUGCGCGAUUUUCGUUGGAAUGUGAUCACGUGAUCAUUAACAAAGGUCAAGAGUUCAUUAACUUGGUUAAACUGGCGCUAGACCUGACAGAAGAAAAGGAUGGCGGUAUGCAAGCCCAAGCGCAAGAGACUCCAGCGGAAACACAAGAAACCGAAAGGCCACAGGACGACUUAGAAGACCUAAUGACAUCGGAAGCUGCCCAAAGUGUCAGAGAAAUGGGAUACACGGAUGAUAUAAUCAAAAAUGCAAUUCGUGAGGUGAUGAAUUCUAUGGGAAAAGAAAAAGUCAACGGAAUGUACAUUCUGGAAGAAAUACUUCGAAUUGAAGAUACGCAGGCCAUCAACACAAAAGCCUCCCCAAAAAUCAGCUCAACAGUACCGCAUGAAACGAAACCAAGUACACCUACGCCGAAGAAUGGAAGUGCGAAACAUAGCAACCAGUUUCAACCACACACAAGCGCCCAGGCAUUGCAGUCUAAAGUUGUUUCAGCUGGUUCGGACAAAAAAUCAGCUGAACAUCGACAGAAGCGGCGAUUGAAGAAUGAAAAUAAGGCUCUCAAAGAAAGCACCAUUUGCUCGUCAUGCUCAAAAAAGGAAGUCUGUAUUGUAUUCCUACCUUGCGGACAUUUAAUUUCCUGCGAACAAUGCGGAAGCUCUGUAAGGACAUGCAUGACAUGUGGUCAAAGAGUUCGCGGUACGGUGCGUACUUAUCGUGCUUAAAGGGCCUGGCUAGAGUGUCGGGGACAUAUGUCCCAUCGUGGGGUAUUGUGUAAAGGAUUUCGGAUUUUUUUUUAGUUUGAUUAUACAAUGAAAUCUACAAGAACAAGCCCAAAAGGCGAACAUAAAAAUAGACUCUUUUGAGUCACUCGAGAAAUCCUAAACAAGAAAUUUAACAGUUCGCCCCUGAUUUGAAAUAAGUUUGAUAAUAUCGUUAUUUUGCCUAACAUAAUCAUUCAUUUGCACUGAUUACAAAUGACGGUAGCCUGUACCAAUAUUUCGCCCUCAUUAGAACAUAAUUUAAGAAAAUAAUUAAUACAUUUAAAUAUGAUAACAACAUGUUAUACAUAGUUAGUAUUUAUUAGUAAGCAUAUCAUUCGAGUUUUGAUUAUUUAUUCCUCAGUAUGUGCUGAUGUUAAUGAAGGUAUUUUAUGAGAAAAUUCACUGGAUUUUUUAUAUGUAUAAACAAAACAAACCAUGAAUCGGUGUAUAUAUAAAUAUAUAAAUCAAUGAAUAAAUAAUUUCUCAUGUU